Molecule: messenger RNA, 2113 nt
Organism: Ipomoea triloba (trilobed morning glory)
Lineage: Eukaryota; Viridiplantae; Streptophyta; Magnoliopsida; Solanales; Convolvulaceae
Product: non-specific phospholipase C1
Exons: 3
Coding region: 270-1865 (531 amino acids)
Biological process (GO): phospholipid catabolic process
Molecular function (GO): hydrolase activity, acting on ester bonds
Source: RefSeq, a predicted model, not a curated record
AGGUCUUUGAUGAUUACAUCUAACACGAUUUGUUUAGUUUAUCACCAUGGAAUUUUGAUUUGUUUGUUCAUAGCCUAUUAGCCUACCCCAGACAAAAGUUAAACUUCAAUUGUACCGCAUAAACCUCCACUAGAAUACUACUCCGUAUUAUGCUUUUGCUACUUUAACUUUUACGUCAAUUCAAGUUUCAGAAUCACUGAGCUCUUCUUUUAACUCUCGUUCUGAAUUUCUGCCCCCGUGGCCGGGAUUUUCUCAUUGAUGCUGGGAAAAUGCUUCCACGAAAGAUCUAUUUCACUGUUUUCUUGUUUCUCUACCUUCUACUGUCUCCUUCUUUUGCUUUAUCCUCCUCUGUAAGGAAGAAGAAGAAGCACGAAAUCGAUGGAGCCAUUAAAACAAUUGUUAUUUUGGUGAUGGAGAACCGGUCUUUCGAUCACGUUCUCGGCUGGCUCCGAGCGUCCCGACCCGAUAUUGACGGGUUGACGGGUUCUGAAUUCAACCGCGUCAACGCCUCCGACCCCUCGUCGUCGAAGGUCUUCGUUUCCGACGAUGCCGUCUUCAUUGACUCCGACCCGGGGCACUCGAUUCAAGCAAUGCGGGAGCAGAUUUUCGGGUCGGAUGACACGUCGGCUGACCCGGCUCCGAUGAACGGGUUCGUGCAGCAGGCAUUGAGUAUGGAGGUGGAGGGUUUGGAGGAGACGGUUAUGAAAGGAUUUAAACCGGAGCUGGUUCCGGUUUACUCGAAAUUAGCGAACGAGUUCGCCGUCUUCGACCGGUGGUUCGCGUCGGUGCCGGCUUCGACUCAGCCGAACCGGUUCUACGUCCACUCCGCUACUUCUCACGGAGCCUCCAGCAAUGUGAGGAAAGAUCUCAUCCAUGGAUUCCCCCAGAAGACAAUCUUCGACUCUUUGGACGAAAAUGACCUCAGUUUCGGCAUAUAUUACCAAAAUAUCCCCGCCACUCUCUUCUUCAAAUCCCUCAGAAAACUCAAGCAUAUCGUCAAGUUCCAUAACUACGAUCUCAAGUUCAAGCGCCAUGCUAAGAAGGGGAAGCUUCCGAACUAUGUAGUGAUAGAACAGCGAUACUUCGAUGUUAAUAUCUUCCCUGCAAACGACGAUCAUCCCUCGCAUGAUGUGGCGAUUGGACAGAAGUUUGUGAAGGAGGUGUAUGAAACUCUGAGAGCCAGUCCACAGUGGAAAGAGAUGGCAUUGUUGAUCACUUAUGAUGAGCACGGCGGGUUCUAUGAUCACGUGCCGACGCCAGUUUCCGGCGUGCCUAAUCCCGACGGGAUCAUCGGACCGGCGCCGUACUACUUCCAGUUUGAUAGGUUGGGCGUGCGCGUGCCAACACUGUUGAUUUCUCCAUGGAUUGACAAGGCCACUGUGAUCCAUGAACCUAAUGGUCCACAGUCAUCUUCACAAUUUGAACAUUCUUCCAUACCAGCAACAGUUAAGCGGCUUUUUAAUCUGGAAUCAAGCUUCUUGACCAAAAGGGACGCAUGGGCUGGAAGCUUUGACAGCUACUUUCGUCUGCGCCAGACUCCCCGUGAUGAUUGUCCAGAAACACUCCCGGAGGUGACAAAAUCGUUGAGGCCACGGGGACCUCAAGAAGAUGCCAAACUCUCUGAAUUCCAACUGGAGCUGAUCCAGCUUGCAUCUCAGCUUUGUGGCGAUCACGUUCUAAAUACUUAUCCUGACAUCGGGAAGAACAUGAAUGUUGGGGAAGCCAACCGAUACGUAGAGGAUGCAGUCGAGAGGUUCUUGGAGGCUGGAAGGGCUGCCUUAAGAGCCGGAGCAAAUGAAUCAGCAAUUGUCACAAUGAGACCAGCUCUCACUAGUCGACCAUCAGUGGGAACUGCCAGUGCUUAACAUCAUUAUAGUUUAUCCAGUUAUUGUACAUACCUUCUGCAAUGUGGGCACACGUGGUGUUGGAAGUCAUCAACUCUCCUCAAUGCAUGUAAAUAGUCGCUCAGAACCAUCUCAAUUGUCUCUAUAUUUGUAUCCUGCUGUAUCUCUAUGCAUUUAGAGAUUUGUAUUGUAUUCAUUGUGAAACUUCUACAUGUAUAAAUUAUGCAUGCAGAGUAGUUAUCUGGCUAUAGAAGGUAGCGUUUGACCAA